This is a messenger RNA of Cyanistes caeruleus (blue tit), 1200 nucleotides long. The record is from RefSeq and is a predicted model, not a curated record. NCBI's taxonomy places the organism in Eukaryota, Metazoa, Chordata, Aves, Passeriformes, Paridae.
AAUAUGUUCUCCCUGUUAUUUCUAGAGUAACAAUUUCAAGAUGUCAGGUGGUCCAAGGAUCUCGUUCAGUGCAAUUGAUUCUGCUCUUUCUUCUUUGAAAAACUGCCAGUCCUACAUCAACUCUGGAAUGGAUGUGGCUACUCAGGUUGCCCUUGACCUUGUGGAAAGUUUCAAUGAUGCAGAAGAUGUUGACAAUAUGGAAAAAGUCAUGCUAGAAUAUGCUACAAUGGACAGAGAACUUAAUCAUUAUAUAAAAGCAUUUGAAGAAACAAUAAAUCAGGUAAAACGAGAAAAACCAGAAAAUUUACCAGAUUUAGAAAACUUGGCGCAAGAAAAAUUCCUUGAAAUGGAGAGCAAGAACAGUGACUCAGAUUUUCAAGAGAAUGAAAAAUAUAUGUAUUUUAAGGAUCAGCUUAAGGAGAUGAAAAAACAAUGUUGUCAAGGUUGUGGGCUGGUAACCAAGGCAGGAGCAGAGCAGGAGGUGCAGCCCCAAGGAAGUACCCAGGCUAUCUCAGAGGCAUUCCAGGCAGUGCAAAGCUUCAGAAUUCAGAACAACUGGAGUGAUCAUGAUAAGGACACCAUUGAACAAAUUGAUGAAGAUAUAGCUGUAACUCGGAGUCAGAUAAACUUUAUUUGUCCCAUUACACAGAUGACAAUGAAGAGGCCAGUACGGAACAAAGUCUGUGGACAUAGUUAUGAAGAAGAUGCCAUUCUAGAAAUGAUCCAGACUCAAAAGCAGAAAAAGAAAAAAGUCCGAUGCCCUAAUAUGGGCUGUAGCUAUGUUGAUGUAAAAGGAUCAGAUCUUGUACCAGAUGAAGCACUUAAAAGAAUGAUUGACAGUCAGAAUAAACAAAGCUGGUCAACACUGGACACGUGAGCUGAGUAUGCUACUGCCACAAAGAAAAUUUGUUAUUAGACGUCUUGUGAGAUAAGUUGCUGAUUCUAAAUAGGUUGUAUAACUGAUUGUUAUUUGUUAAAUAUUUCAUUUAUAGGUAAAUAAUUGUUGAAUGUUUCAUUUAUAACUAAAUAAUUGUUAAAUGUUUCAUUUAUAGCCAAAGUUUAGCCUCUGCUGUAACUGAAAGCAUUUUUUGAACUCAGGACUAUAAGGAAUUCCAGUUAAACUUGUUUGGGUCUUUUCUACCUUACUGAAUUUCUAAAAGCUUGCAUUUGAUAAAUAAAGCAUGUUUUGCAGCAUUUAAA